Messenger RNA from Tinamus guttatus (white-throated tinamou), 1572 nucleotides. The record is from RefSeq and is a predicted model, not a curated record. NCBI's taxonomy places the organism in Eukaryota, Metazoa, Chordata, Aves, Tinamiformes, Tinamidae.
AUGCCUAAACUGGUGCCGACCAGUGAGAGUCUUUCUCAACUGCUAAAUAAGGAUGAAAAGGAGAAGGCAGUCGAUGUUGAAAAUGUGCCUCCUGUCAUCCCAACGCCACAUCACUACCUCAUCAGCAUCUAUCGGGAUAAAAUCUUCUUUGUGUCUGUCAUACAGACAGAAGUGCCACCACUCUUUGUAAUCGAAUUUCUGCACCGAGUAGCAGAUACUUUCCAGGAUUACUUUGGCGAGUGUUCUGAGACUGCAAUUAAGGACAAUGUAGUUAUUGUGUACGAGCUGCUAGAAGAGAUGCUGGACAAUGGCUUUCCACUGGCAACAGAAUCCAACAUACUGAAGGAACUGAUUAAGCCUCCCACAAUUUUGCGCUCUGUUGUCAACUCCAUCACAGGCAGUAGUAACGUGGGUGACACACUUCCCACGGGGCAGCUGUCCAACAUUCCUUGGCGCAGAGCAGGGGUAAAAUAUACAAACAACGAAGCCUAUUUUGAUGUCAUUGAAGAAAUUGAUGCCAUUAUAGACAAAUCAGGUAAGGUAAUAUAUGAACUCAUAUUUGUUUCUUGCAUAUUGCUGCCAGGCUGCGAGUUGGCACUUACGCUUUGCCCCCUCUUCCAGAACCCCAGGCUGCUGGAUGAUGUCAGCUUCCAUCCGUGUAUUCGGUUCAAACGCUGGGAGUCUGAACGAGUCCUUUCGUUCAUCCCGCCAGAUGGGAAUUUCAGACUGAUCUCCUACCGGGUCAGCUCACAGAACUUGGUGGCGAUUCCUGUGUACGUGAAACACAUGAUCAGCUUUAAGGAGAAUAGUUCUUCGGGAAGAUUCGAUGUUACCAUUGGACCAAAACAGAACAUGGGCAAAACAGUAGAAGGAGUAGUCAUGACAGUUCACAUGCCAAAGGCAGUCCUCAACAUGAACCUCACUUCUACGCAAGGCACCUAUACGUUUGACCCAGUUACUAAAGUGUUGACAUGGGACGUGGGCAAAAUUACUCCUCAGAAGCUACCAAGUCUGAAGGGCAUAGUGAACCUACAGUCCGGAGCCCCCAAGCCAGAGGAGAAUCCAAGCCUAAACAUCCAGUUUAAGAUACAACAGCUUGCAAUUUCAGGAUUGAAAGUAAAUCGUCUGGACAUGUAUGGAGAAAAGUACAAGCCUUUUAAAGGUGUCAAAUAUAUUACAAAAGCAGGAAAAUUCCAAGUCAGAACAUAAGAAGAUUCUCUACAUCAAGUGGAAAUUCCCCUUAAAAAAAAACAACAUAAAUGACUGCUUAGUGACUUAUGUUGCUAUUAAGUAGGUGCCAAUUGAUAAACCUUGAUUAGUUUGAGAUCAAAGCAUUUGUGCACAGCAGGUCCUAAAAUGGAAAUGUAGCUUAUUUUCUCUUAAUAUGGCUUUAAAAUAAGGUACCUUUUUUUCUAAUACACCUUCACCCUUUUUUUACUGAAUUGUUGUGCUGGUGACUAGUUAGAUAUAGGUAAUCCACUGAAUGUCACAAACACUACACUGCCAAAUCAGAUACCAAAGCCCAGAGGCCAAGCACACGAGAGAGGCCAGCCAGGCUAUGGGGAGAGUCCG